Messenger RNA from Poeciliopsis prolifica (blackstripe livebearer), 3413 nucleotides. It is a transcript of the gene ttc7a, whose product is annotated as tetratricopeptide repeat domain 7A. The transcript has 21 exons. Lineage: Eukaryota; Metazoa; Chordata; Actinopteri; Cyprinodontiformes; Poeciliidae. Gene Ontology annotation, biological process: protein localization to plasma membrane; phosphatidylinositol phosphate biosynthetic process. Gene Ontology annotation, cellular component: plasma membrane. The record is from RefSeq and is a predicted model, not a curated record. The coding region runs from base 43 to 2715 and encodes 890 amino acids. Gene Ontology annotation, molecular function: protein binding.
CGUCCGCUGAGGAGACGGACAGGCGCUUCUCAUGUCGCGCAAAUGUCAACUUUCCCAAGAGAAAAUGACGCUACCAAAUCUCUCUUCAAGAGGCUUGAGUCCGCAGUUACUCCCAUCGUGUCCGGGGACUACGGCCACCACCACCGGGACAGAGCGGCCAUGGCGACCCGGCUCUCCUUCACCCAGGUCCGGCUGGAAGCGGAGCUGGAGCGCUACAGGGCCGAGUGCCAGUGGGGCAAAAUCCUGGCGCUGGUGGAGCAGAUGCACGCUGCGCGGAUCCACGAGGACGAUGACUACGGCACGCUGCUGAUGGCCGAGGCGCUGCUGGAGGAGUGCCUGCUGGAAAACAUGGAUCUUUUACGCAGCUCCACACCUUUAACGGACAAGACUCAGGCCAGACUCUGCAAGGCCAAAGGUUACCUGAACACCAUCCUGAGCCGAGGCCGCCUCACACCCAGAUACUUGAAUGAGGCUCUGCUGCUGAUGGCCAAAGUGCACUACGUCCAGGGCCGGUUCCGGGACGCCCAGGGAAUGUGUGCCAGGGUGGGUCUGGAGGAGCUGACCCAGGACGACCAACCCGUCUACCACUUCCGCCUACUGGCUGAGGCCUUCGUCAUUAAAGGUCUUUCUCUGGACCACCAGACGCUGUCUGCCGUGUCUCGGAUCCGUCUUUCGGAGCGAGAGGAGGAGAGUCUGUCCUGCUUCCUCAAGGCGUGUGAUGCAGCUCUGUCCUACCUGCAGGAGCUCGAUAAGAUAGUAGCCACUCCACACGCCAAAAUGGGCAAAGGCAGCCUCUUUUCUGCAGCUGUUGACGUUGACCUGGGCUACUUCCUGCAGGCAGCCCUGCAGAGCGCCUACCUCUGUCUGCUGCACAGGGGUCAUCUUGCGCAGGGCGCCCACCAGCUGCGUCGGGUGCUCAGGGUGGUGGAGUCGCGAGGGUCUCAGAGCUUCAGGAAGUGUGCAGCCAUGAAGCUUGCGCAGGUGCUGCUGAGCUCUGUGAGCGAGGACAGCUACUGGCCCCCGCUGGGCCCCCCGCCUGCAGUCUGGCUCCAGAGAGAAGGAGCCGCCGCCUCCAAAGACGCCAUGUACCCCACCUUCAAACCGCCUCAACGCUACGCCACAGACUGCUGCUUCUGUCCGCAGGACGUGGUGGAGGAGGCUGUGUUGCUGCUGCUCAUCACAGAAUCAAUGACGAGCGGGGAAGCAGUAAUCAGCCGACAGCCAGACCAGGCCGAGGCUCGCCAGGCCAGCCUGCAGGAUGCCACCUCCGUCUAUGACCUGCUAUCCAUCGGCAUGGCCAGGAGGGGGCAGUACGCCAUGCUCUCUGAGUGUCUGGAGCGAGCCAUGAAGUUUUCAUAUGACGAGUUCCACCUUUGGCACCAGCUGGGCCUGUCGCUCAUGGCGGCCGGAAAGUGGGUCGGCGCUGUGUCUGUGUUGAAAGAAUGCACCAGGAUGAGACCAGACGACCCCUCGCUGCCCCUGCUGGCUGCUAAGAUCUGCAUCGGUCAACUGCACUGGUUCAAGGAGGCGGAGAAUCUGUCAAAGCGCGUGGCAUCGAUGGGAGAGGAGGCGAGGGAGUUCCUCCCCAGGGCGUACCUGGCUCUGGGACUCAGCUUCAGCCUUCAGGCCUCUGAGGCCACUCUGUCAGCUGACCGGAAUGAGUUCAACAAAAAAGCCUUGCAGGCGUUGAACAAAGCCAAUUCAUUAGACCCCCAGGACGCUCAGAUUUCCAUGUACCUGGCUCUCCAGCUGGCCCUCGUACGCCAGGUGUCUGCAGCCAUGGAGCCACUACAAACGGCUCUGUCUCUGCGCGCCGAUGACCUGCCGUCCCUCCACCUGCUGACCCUGCUGCUGAGUUCCCAGAAACAUCACCGCCACGCCCUGGACACCAUCAGCCUGGCCCUCAGCCAGCAUCCGGACAACUUGAAUUUGCUGCUGACGAAGGUGAAGCUUGAAGAGGCCGUGCUGGGACCCGCUGCAGCCCUGCAGACCUGCGAGGAGAUGCUGCAGCGCUGGCACAGCCAGUAUGACAUCAGUCGCUCCAGUGAGACGGAUGACAGCAGCAGCAUACCGAUGGGUGAGAGGUCAGAGGUCAGCCCGGUUGUCAGGAAGCCCUCCAUCCACCUCAACCUCCCGGACUUCCAGGACGCCUCCACAGGAUCGCUCAGCCCGCCAUCGGUGGCGGUGUCCCGUCUGGAGGCGGCGCUGUCGGAGGUGUCGGACCUGAGCUCCACCCGGCGCCAGGGUCCCACUUACAUCUGGGCCACUCUGGAGCGCAUCUGGCUGCAGGCUGGGGAGCUGUUCAUGGCGGACGGCCGGCUCAAGGAGGCCCAGUUCUGCAUCGCGGAGGCCAGCUCUCUGUCCCCAAACUCCCACUCGGUUCUCCUGCAGCGGGGCCGCCUGGCCGAGCUCAAGGGCCAACUGGACGAAGCCAAGGCGCUGUACGACGAGGCCCUGGCCAUCCAUCCCACAGGAGAGCGCAUACUGGUGCAACUGGGUCGCCUGCUGGUAAAAACGGGUCGUGUCCACCUGGGAGAGAAGGUCCUGCGUGACGCUGUUCAGGUCCACAGCACGUCCCAUGAGGCGUGGAGCGGCCUGGGUGAAGCGCUGCAGGCUCGGGACUCCAGCCAGGCUCCGGACUGCUUCCUGACGGCGCUGGAGCUGGAGGCGUCCAGUCCCAUCCGACCCUUCACCAUCAUUCCCAGAGAGCUCUGACGACCCGGGCGACAAGUCUGACCUUUUCAUAAAGGGACAGUACCAUGUAAAAUCAAUUGUUGGUCUCUGCAUCAUGUUAUCAUGUCAUUCCUAAUAUAUUUGGAAGAGAAAUAAAUUUAUUUAUGUCAGAAAAGUGUUUAUAACUUUGUCACUUUCCUAUAGAUUGAUUUGCUUUUUUUUCCAAAUCAAAAUCUGAGCAUUCUUUGCACUAUUAAUGAUAAAUUAUCUUUUUUUUAAUCACUGAUCAAGAACAUUGGACAUCAGUGUUUGUUAUUAGUAAAACGUGAAAUGGAGGAUUUAUGCAAAUAACCAACCUCAAGGAAAUGAAUGUUCUGAUGUUUUGCAUGCAUUUCUUAUGUAGUUAACUCAAAACAGAUCAUAUUUCUGGUCAGAAAUAAUGAGCAUUAAAUGUUCCUUAUCUGAACAUUUACUCAUUUUUUCUGAUCGGUUUAAUCAAGAAGACACUUUUUCAGCUGUUUUAUGUAAAUUUAUUGAAAAUGUAAAUAAAUGAAGAUGCUCCAAACUGACUCAUGUAAAUGGGUAAAAAGUUCAGUUUUAUUUAUCUAAAGUGAGGGAAAAAGUUUCUUCUUUAAGUAUUUAGAGCCUUGGUUUGAUAUUUCCAACAUGACUUGAGGUACAUAGCUCAAUCAAACACUUUGACAUUCUUUUGUUUUUUUUAAAUAAACGCUUCGUCUUCA